This is a messenger RNA of Rhea pennata, 1301 nucleotides long. RefSeq names its product BAG cochaperone 1 (gene BAG1). Gene Ontology annotation, cellular component: nucleus; cytosol; membrane. NCBI's taxonomy places the organism in Eukaryota, Metazoa, Chordata, Aves, Rheiformes, Rheidae. Gene Ontology annotation, molecular function: adenyl-nucleotide exchange factor activity; protein-folding chaperone binding. Gene Ontology annotation, biological process: protein stabilization. Bases 38 to 667 code for a protein of 209 amino acids. The record is from RefSeq and is a predicted model, not a curated record. The transcript is spliced from 7 exons.
AAGCGCCGCGAGACAGUUUCCUGCUGGCGGGACUGAGAUGGCGGCGCGCGGAGCCCCGGUUACCGUUACCGUCACCUACAGUAAUGAAAAACACAGUAUUGAGGUCGGUUCUCAUCAGGAAGAUGGUGAACCUACACUACAAGACAUGGCUCUACUUAUUGAACAAGUCACUGGUGUUCCAGUUCCUUUUCAGAAGCUGAUAUACAAAGGGAAAUCUCUAAAAGAAAUGGAACAACCAUUAUCAGCACUUGGUGUUAAAAAUGGUUGCAAAGUCAUGUUGAUUGGGAAAAGGAAUAGUCCAGAGGAAGAAGCUGAAUUAAAGAAGUUAAAAGAUUUGGAGAAGUCAGUGGAGCAAAUAGCUAAUAAAUUAGAGGAAGUUAAUAAAGAGUUCACAAGUAUCCAGAAGGGUUUUUUAGCAAAGGAUCUCCAGGCAGAAGCUCUGAAAAAGCUGGACAAGAGGAUAAAAGGAACUGCAGAGCAGUUCAUGAAGAUCCUGGAACAGAUAGAUUCCAUUAAUCUGCCAGAGAAUUUCAGUGAUUGCAAACUGAAAAAGAAGGGAUUGGUGAAAAGGGUUCAGGCUUUUCUUGCCCAGUGCGAUACAAUCGAAGGAAAUAUUGGUCAAGAAAUGGAUAAGCUGCAGUCAAAGAAUUUGGCACUGGUGGAAUGAGACACUGCUCUACUUAAUUAGGAAACAUAAUUGCUCUAUGAGCAAGAAGAGAAGUUUGCUCUUUGUUUUAGAGCACAUAUUCAAUGUAUUCAGCUUUUUUUCUUUUUUCUUUUUUUUUCUUUUCUUUUUUAAAGCCCAGUCUAUUAGACUGGUACUAGUUAAUCAUUACUUGCUGGUUGUCAUGGUUGCCACUUGGUUAGAUCUAUUAUUCUGAAAAGAAGACAAUCCUUCCUUUAAAUUGCAGAAACAAUAAGAAUAUUUGUGGUGAAUUGUCAUGUAUCUUAUGAAUGAGUGUUUAGUUAACUGAAUAACAAAGUUUGCAGUGAUGGGCAAUUUUGUCUGUUAUGUCUUGGAAUUUAUUGACAGCUCAAAUCAAAGAAGAUCUAUAAUCCUAAAAAUGCCAGAAGUCUCAAUUGUAGAACUUCAGCUUGAUUGAAAAAAGAUUACUGAUGUAACAUCUGGGGAAAUACAACAUUCUUGUAGACAGUCCAGAGCAAUAAGAAGACCACACAUUUGUAUCUACUUAAUGUUUGUAUGCAUUGAUAAAUAUAAGAAAGCUUGACUAUAAGGGAGUUGUACCUAUUUUAGCCUUAAAUUGUCAUAAUAAAUGGAAUGUACUGUAAUAGAUACAUAA